Molecule: messenger RNA, 3240 nt
Organism: Symbiodinium sp. CCMP2592
Lineage: Eukaryota; Dinophyceae; Suessiales; Symbiodiniaceae
Source: the annotation of a GenBank genome assembly
AUGGCGAUUUUAUGUCCAGUCCAGCUUGAUCCUGAGUUUGGGGCGGCUUACGAAGGACUGCGCACUGUUAUGCGGAUUAUGCGAGUACCGGACAUAGCGGCGGAAAUCCGCAGGAGGUACCACUGUACUCCUUCGGCGGUGGUGGAUGGUCCUACGCUACGGUUGCAAAACCUUCGUGAUGUGUCCAUCUUGUCAACCAGGGUCAAUGAAUUGAUGGCGGGUGAGAUCGAUGAAGGGUUGUGGUUACAUCAACUACGCGAUGAGUGGCGAGCCUACUUGUGGCAGAAGGUGAGCCAGGAAAGAUCUCAACAUUAUGCGGGUGCUGGGAGGGUGGAUCGUGUGCGUACACUACUUUACCACCGGAGACUGGAGGAACGCGCGCGACAAGGCGAUGAGGAUGCAUGGGCUAAACUUGGAGUUUUGCGUCGCAUCAUUGCAGGAGGCUUGAUGACGCCAGAGCGGGCGUCGCGGCACAAACGACAGGAUUCCAAUCGUAUGUGCUCUUGCGAUGCGGAGGAGGAGACCAUCAUGCACGUUUCAUGGCGAUGUGCCUUAUAUGCGGAGGAACGAGCACACGUGUUGGAGUCUCUGGGGUGCAGGAUUGAGGAUUUGCCAAUAUGCUUUACGUAUGCGAUGGUGGUACCAGAGGACUUUUACUUGAACGAUGACGUGGUACUCUUAGUUCAAGAAUUCCUUGUUGACGUAUGGCAGAAGCAUAUUGUCAGGUGGCAUGCGGGGGGGGACUUGGAGGACAAGAGACGUAACUUUCCUACGCGGGAGAUUACUGAACGAGGUAUUGUGGAGAAUGGGCAUUUGCUGGCACCGCGUACUGAGGGUGGCCCUGUUUUGGCGUCUGAAGGUUUUCUGUCCAACGACAACCGGCUCGACCAACUGGUGUGGGAGAAAGUGGCGCUGGAAGGCUUCACCGCCGAUGGCAGCGUUGAGAACUUCAAGCGCCGCCGCCAGACCGAAUUGAAGCACGGACGCAUCUGGGCAGCCGUUGCCGCACAGACGGCAGCGAUUGGCACCACCUCCACGCGGAGCUGCCUGGUCAAGACGGACGGUGCCUGCGUGAUAUCUUUCGCAUCCUUGGCUCAGCAAGUGACUUUGCGGUUUGUGUCUAAUGUUGCACGAAACAAGCUGAUGCAUUCUCUGUAUGGCAACACCAGUGUCGUAAGUUCGACUCGCUCCAAAUGGGAGUCCACCCUUGAUCAAACCGGCGUGCAGCUCCUACAUGCAGAUGAGUUGAAGUUGCCGGGUGAUGCCGCGGUCGUCACGAUCAGAGCUGACCAGGUUUCAAAUGGAGCAGUAGGAUUUGCCUUUUGCAAUAGUGUGUUCUUGCAGCCGAAACUCAAAGUCAAAGGUGGCAGCUACCUUUGCUUGCUAAUUCCAGGAGUGCUGGGGGCUGAUCUCAAGCGAUUGCUGCAAGAUGCGAAUCCCACUUUGCUUGCCCAUUCAUUUGAGACUGUUCUCUCUCUUGAGGAUCCCAAAACCAAGAGGUGCUUUCCGCGCAGUGUUGUCGGGAUAAAUUUGGGAUUGCAGAAUGUUACGGUAGCCCAGCUUCCGCCCAGUGUGCAAAAGGCUGAAGAUCCGUCCGUUGUGGUAUGGGUGCAUGCUCACCAAAGGUACUCGCCUGAUGAGUGGAUGAAGUGUGUAGGAUCAAAUAUGCGUGAAGUCAAGCAGACUGUUUCUCACAGAAUUGCAGGUCUGCUCAAUGUUAGCCCUGGUUCAUUCGAGAUGUGGGGGUUCUCUGUCGGUCAUUCGCCGAAUUCUACCCUCAAAGCUUGCAUCCGUGUCACAGCAACGCAAGCCAAAAUCUUGUAUGAUUGCAAGGAUGGCUUCCUCUUUUUCCGUGCCUUCGUUCGCAAGGGAUCCAGCCCCACGGUCGAGGACGAUAUCGUAGUGUUGUGGACAAACAAGUUUACAACAGUGAGCUCACUCGCUGUCGUGGCAAACACUUUGCAGGGACUACGUGGUUUCGUAGCUAAUGCACAAGGCCUUGGUGUCAGAAUCGAGAAGCGGUACAUUGCUGCUGCACGGGUUGCUCUUCAAGAAUCCAAUGGAAAAGUCUUUGAGGUCAACAGGGACGUCGCAGGCAUUUUGCUUUUCGAGGUGCAAGGUUUCCCCAGCGGUACAUCUGCUGCCACCGUCGUCACGUACGUGCAGAUUGUGAUCCGUCCCAGUUUCGUGUUGUACUUCCUGAAAAAAAUAAAAAAGCUUAUCAUCUCCAAGCUCCCGAGUGCCUCUGAGAUGCGUGCUGCUCUUGAUGCCAAGAAGAAGCUCGAAACUGAAGCUGACAAAGCUCGUAGGCGCCAGAAUAUCAUUGCCAAUUCUAGGGGUGCUACCUGUCACGAUGAUGACUUUGAUCCCUGGCGUAACUACAAACCUGAAGCUAAGGGGAAAGGUAAGGGCAAGGCACACAGUCGUGAGCGCGUCAGUGCGCAUGUGGCCAGUGAUGACAGUGAUAUGCGGGCCACGGUUAUGCAGUUUAGGCGAGAGAUCGAUACUAUCACGAAGCGCUUGGAUGGACAAGAUGUGAAGUUUGAUCAGAUGAACUCCCGCAUUAAUGACAAUCAUUCGGAAGUGAUGCAAGCCCUGUGCUCAUUAGGUAAGCUUGAUGACCUGUUUGAGUGGGCUGGCUUUGAGUCACCGGUUUUCAUUGGGGGUGGCAUUGACCCCGAUUUGCAGCAAGCUUUGGACAUCUCCUUGAAGGAAUGUGCCGAAGCUCGUGAUGAGCGGCGACGCGUCCGCUUUGCACUUACGCGUGUGAUCCCCAAGGGACAUUUUAUUCAAGAUACUAUUGCCGAUGGUAAUUGUCUUUUUCGCGCUUUCUGCACUGGUUACAGCGCACUCACGGGUUUUGGACUGUCGCAUGAAGUUGCAAGGAUUUCAUGCAUCGAUACGCUCCGCACUUCCUUUGCUGACAGGUUCGCAGAUUUCGAUCGUGGUGCUUAUCUCGACUCUAUGGCCCAGUUAGGCACGUACGGCGACGAACUUUGCAUUGCUGCUCUCAGCAAGCAUUUUGAAGUGAAGGUCUUGCUGGAUAGCAAGCGUUGGGUUGCAGCGGCGAUUCCAAUGGGUUAUGGUUCGAAAUUCACUGCCAAUGAGCGUCUGAUUCAGCACUUUUUUGAUCAUGUUGCCCAGGUCGCUUUGUGGAUCGUGCGCUUCAUUUCUGCGAAGGCAAUCCGCCUCCAACUUUCUGUGCAUCUCCUGAUUGGGAUAAAUGCUCCAGUGGGGUAG